UUUUUUUUCUCUCUCUCUUGUUCCUUAUUCUCUCCUUUUCAUACCCCUCCUCUCCUUUCCUUUAUGACAUUCCUUUAUUCAACUAGAUCACUUAAACGUAAUCGAUUAUUGAAAAAGAUAUCCAUGAUAUGUCUUGUGCUAUCAUUGGUCUUUCUUUUUUAUCUUGCUAAAAAUGGUCCUGACAAUGAACUCCGCCUUUCUUCUUCUUUCUCUUCCUCCAUUCAACAUCAACGUUAUCAUUUGCACGACAACGAUCAAGUCCAGUUUAGUCAAAACCAAGAUGAAGAAGUAGAAAUAGACGUCACUGUACCUCGUCAUGCUCUUUUGGAUACUAUACGAAAAGCUAAGCAGGAUCGUUUAUCACGAACAAAGAAUACUCUUCCUCCUGUUUUACCUGAUCGACCUAAACAACCAUCAUUAUCACCGACAACAACAAUAACAACAAUACCUGAAGACAAGGUAUUCAAAUCAAGUAGAGAUGAUCUUUAUUUACCAUUAGGUGAUGGCAAGGAUCCAAAUGAAAAAUACCUUGGCUUUUAUCCACAUUCUGGCUUCCACAAUCAACGUAUAGCUUUGGUGAAUGCUUUGAUGCUGGCUGAACGAUUGAACCGUACGCUACUUGUACCUCCUGUGAUGUUGGGCAAUCCUAUUCACUGGCGUAAACAUGAUUCUCUGGACUCUUACCACCGACGUACAUCCAAAGCACGACUCACACACUGUCAAUCCUAUUUGAACCCUCAAGGCAAAGUAGCGAACGAUUCAAUCACCAUUCCGGAUGACUGUCAACUAUCAUUCAAAUAUACCAGUUUGCGAUGGGAUCGACUCUUUGAUUUGGACAACAUUAAACAACGUGUACGAAUUCGAUAUAGGGAUGAUUAUGAACGAACUUAUUUGGAACGCUACUACAACAUCAGUCGCGCCGACACAUAUUAUAUAAAGGAUGAUGUGUUGUAUGAUUAUCGGAUUGUGGAGGCAAAUCGUUUGAACAGCUCAAAACCAGUGACAGUGGGCAAGUAUCAGAGAAUCAUCACGGUACAAGAAUUGGAAGAAAGAUCAGAACGCAUGCUCAGCUUUGGAUCUUUAUUCGGCAACGGACGUGUUAUUGUCAAUAAUCAGAUGGCUACGCUCGAUUAUUUCAAUCGUCAAUUGAUAUUCCAACGAAGUGCAUUACCUGGCCUUUUUGAUGAAAUGGAUCGUAUGUUACAUCUUCUUGGUGGACCUUCCUCUUAUAUUGCUAUUCAUGCUCGUGUUGGUGACAGUAUUUUUGAACGAUAUGCUCCUCAAGUGAUGGAAAAACUAUGGUCUGAUUUACAAAUAUAUGUACCUCUUUUAAAACAACAACAACCUAUGAAACAUAAUGAUCGAUGUUAUCAAACUGAUGAUGAUCUAGGUCCUGCCAUUGAUUGGGACAAACAAGUGAUACUGGAUAAGCGACCUUUGGUGAUGUUUAUGGCCACGGAUACCCCUCGACCUCACGAACAUGAACUUUUCCAAAACAUCUAUGAUACCUUCCCUUGUAUUGUUACUUUGAAUGAUCUAUUUGAUUUUGAUACUUCUCCCUUGGCAACAAUGAUCAACCCUGAAGAUGGUGUGAAUUAUGGCAAAUUCUUGAUUCCCUUUUUGGAUGGUUUGAUGGCAAGUCGUGCACAAUCCUUCUCUGGUUCCAUGUGGAGUACUUUUAGUAAAUAUAUUCAAUUCUUACAUAACGUUUAUACUACUUCACAUUAGUUUUUUUUUUUUAUUAUUUUUAUUGUUAUUCCCCCCUUCUUUUGUAUCAUAUCUUACCCAUCCCCUCUCACCGCAUUGUCAUUUUUAUG
Molecule: messenger RNA, 1817 nt
Organism: Halteromyces radiatus
Lineage: Eukaryota; Fungi; Mucoromycota; Mucoromycetes; Mucorales; Cunninghamellaceae
Exons: 1
Coding region: 64-1728 (554 amino acids)
Source: RefSeq, a predicted model, not a curated record